UGUAAACUUUCAAAUUUAGAAUUUGUAUAUCACAAAGACAUUCUUUUUUCCAUAAAUGUAAAUACUUUAACUUUUUUCAUCAAUGCAAUUUUAAUUAUCAUAUUAUCAUGGAGCCAAAGACUGAACUACAAAGAAAUGAGAUCGCUUUCGCGAGGAGGAAGGAGUUGGAGACAUACCAACGUGCGCUGGACAUCCAAUGGCUAAACAGUCGGAUGGACGAUAGCCACAUCGGCCGGCAUCUAGCGCAGAUAAAACAAGAGGCUGCAAUGGAGAGAGAUUUUCAAGAGAGAACAGAUCAUUCAGCAUUGGUGAACGCUAGAACACAGAAAGAGAUAGCCCUCGCUAGUGAGAUAGCUAAACAUAACCAGGAGGAGAUCAGUCAGCUGCAGCGCCGACACUACCUUAGAGAACGAGACCCGGAGCUGAGGACACUACUGCGAAGGCUGCAGGAUGGCUACGUCUGCAGGGACUUGAAGCAGCAAAUGCUGCAUAAUAAGUACAAGAAAUUGCAGGACGAAGCGGAAGACAGAAGACAAAAUAGAAUCCUAAUGAGUGCAUUAGCUGUUGACUCUGAAGCGGUGAUGAGAGAGGAGCAGGAGGCGAUGGAGAAGAAGGCCAAGCUGCUUCUAGAAAUGCAGCAGCAGCUGGUGGACCGGCAGAGAGUGAGGCAGUGCCAGUUUGAGGAGACGCUCAUUGAGAAGAAGAUGCUAGAAGAAGUCAUGAGAACAAUAGCUGAUGAAGAUCACCGAGAAGUGCGGGAGAAGCGCGAGCUGGCGGUCAAGUUGAACAAGGAGAUAGAGACGUUCAAGCGAGCUCGGGACGCCUGGAAGGAGAAGCAGAAGAAACUGCUCGUCAUCGAGGAGAGGAACAUCGAGAACCAGAUCAAAGAGGCUGGGGACAGGAGUGCGGCCAUAAUCGCAGAAAGAGAGAGGAAGUUCCGAGAACGAGAGAUGCUGAACGAGAAAAUUGCCGCGAAAAUUAUGGCUGAUAGAGCAGCGAUUCUAGAACGAGAAGAAAUAAUACGAAGUCUCCAAGAGCAGGAGUAUUUAGAGAAGAACGUAAAAGAGGAUAUAGCGGAGAUGACGAAGUCCUCGCGCAGCAAGCAGGCCACGGAGGCCGCGCUCUCGCUGCAGAUACAGGCGAGAAGGAAACUAGCUCAGGAACAGAAGGAGAAAGAAGCCAAUUUCAGAAAAGAGAACGAGGCGCAGGCGGAGGAGCAGCGCCAGCAGCUGCUGCAGCAGGCGCGGCGCCAGCGCCAGCAGCGCCAGCAGUACGGCCGCCAGCUGCUGCAGCAGAUGGCAGAGGAUGCCAGCAGGCGGCAGAAGAUGAAGCAGCACGAGGACGAGGAGGCGCGCUACGUGUUCGACUACGACAAGGCCUGGUUGAGUGAGUGCGCAGAGGAACGCAAGCGGAUAAUCUCGGAGCACGCGGCGCACGUGCUGGGCUACGUGCAGCCCGCCACGCUGCGCCACGAGGAGCUGCUGCAGCUGCCGCUGGGCGCCGCCGCACGCACACCUGCGACCUUCCCCAAGUGCAACUCGCAGUGCAGGGUGCUUAGGGAAUAUUAACUUAAUAAUUUUUAAAGUUUUUUCAAUAAAUACAAAACUUUAAAUUUAUAUCUUAGUAUAGACUAACA
This is a messenger RNA of Papilio polytes (common Mormon), 1636 nucleotides long. Its product is annotated as meiosis-specific nuclear structural protein 1. The record is from RefSeq and is a predicted model, not a curated record. Lineage: Eukaryota; Metazoa; Arthropoda; Insecta; Lepidoptera; Papilionidae. Bases 108 to 1568 code for a protein of 486 amino acids. The transcript has 9 exons.